Naegleria lovaniensis is the source of this 2370-nucleotide messenger RNA. RefSeq lists its product as uncharacterized. Gene Ontology annotation, biological process: phosphorylation; phosphorelay signal transduction system. The record is from RefSeq and is a predicted model, not a curated record. The transcript is spliced from 2 exons. NCBI's taxonomy places the organism in Eukaryota, Heterolobosea, Eutetramitea, Acrasida, Naegleriidae. The coding region runs from base 1 to 2370 and encodes 789 amino acids. Gene Ontology annotation, molecular function: phosphorelay sensor kinase activity.
AUGACCCCUCACAGUAACUCCUUGCCAUCAAAAACAACCACAUCUGCUACGCUCAUCAACAACGAGGAUGAAGAAGAUCGAAUUUUCAAACAAUUGCUCCAUCCUGAAAAAGAAUCAAACAAAAUCGGAGCUAUCCUAUCAAUAGUACCCACUCUCUAUGGAUUAGUGUUUUGUUGGGAGAGAGGAUUGCAGCCAUUUCUUGCACUCACCUUCAUUGAAAUCUCCUCACAAAUAUUACUCAACAUUUUCAUUCAACGAUUUGCUGCUACCUUGACGCAAUUUUCAGUGAUCAACAUUUUUCGAAUUCCCAUCGUCAUGAGCGUACAAUUUUUCAUGUAUUGGUUUUAUGGACCUCUGGUACCGUACCAUGUUUUUUCGGUUUUCCGAAUUUUAUUUGCCUCCCACAAUUGUUACUAUGAUGUAAGAUUGUUACUGUUACAUGGGUUGGGAAAUUUGACUUCAACAGUUGGAGGAAUGUACUAUUCAUAUAUACUAGAGAGGCAUAAGUUUUCAAAGUGUGAGGAGAACAUGUUUUCACAGAAAAUGAUUGAGGUGAUUGUUUUAGAAUAUUUAGUAUGGAUGGGGUCGGUUUUAUUUUCUCACUAUCUCAAAAAAAGAAAUGAAGAAUUUACAGAGAAUCAAAUUGUUAUUGCAAAGGAGAAAUACCUCAAUAACGAGAAGACUCAAUUCAUUGCAAAUUUGAGUCACGAAGCAAGAAAUUCAUUGCAAGGAAUAAUGGCCACUGUGGAAGUGUUGAAGCACAAAUUUCAUGACGGAGUUUGCAUGAAAAGCUGUGAACAUUGUUUCAAAAAAGAUAGUGCCAUCUCUGAAUUGAUUGGAGACAUUCAAUCCAGUGCAUCUCUUUUAUUACACAUUUUAUCAUCAUCUUUGCAAAUGAGUUCACUUGAAAUGGGAAAGAUCAAAUUGAAGAAUGAAGAAUUCAACAUUCUUUCAUUAUUUGAAUCAAUGACAGGAGUAUUCUCAUUGGAAGCACAAGGAAAGAACCUUUCUUUGAACUCAUUUUUCGAUGCUUCAAAAGUUCCAUUGAAUUUGAAGGGAGAUUCAGUUCGAGUGAGUCAAAUAUUGAUGAAUAUCAUUUCAAAUGCCAUCAAAUACACAUCUCAAGGUUUUGUGAGAGUGAAUUGUAGUAGUUUGAACGAUGAAGAACUUGUAGACAAGUUUGAAAAGAUAGAUUCUAGUAAGGUCUACGUGAAAUUUGAAUGUAUUGACAGUGGAUGUGGAAUUGCUCAAGAUCAAAUUGGAAAAUUAUUUCAACCUUAUCACACUAUUGAUCCCAACACCGAUGUCACGCACAAAUUUGACUUUUAUUUCAAAACUGCACCUCAAAAUGCAAGCACAAACAAUGGUGGAAGCAGUCUUAUCAAUACUAACAGGAAUGGAUUAGGUCUCAGCAUUACGAAACUUUUGGUUGAGAAAAUGAAUGGAAAAAUAUUCAUUGCAAGCACCGUUUCCAAAGGUACGACCUUGACUGUUAUUAUACCUUUUGAGGUAGUAAAAGGUGUGGCUCUCAAAAAGGAAACAAACGAACCAACUCAUGCACACAACUUACCUCGAAUCAUUGAAGAUACCUCCAAGGAAUGUGUUGCUGUAAUAAUAGACGACGAUGAUUGCUUCAGAGACGCCCUCAAAUCCUACUUGACCAUUUUUAAAAGGGUGGUUGAUGUAUCUCAGUACGCUUCGCCAAUAGAGUAUUUCAAUCAUGUACAGUCUAGUGACCCUAAUUUGCCGAGGUAUAUCUUCUGUGGAGAUGGUAGCUAUGAUACGAUUUAUCACCAAGUUGAGAACAUUCCUAAUGUCAAAAUCAUCCCAACAUUGUUUAGAGGAACCACAAGGUCUCACCCGAACAAAAAAUAUCUAUCCAAACCCAUACAUUUUGCUGAUAUUGUUGGCAUUUUGGACGAAGAGGAGCAUGUAACUGUUGAACCGUACAAAGUUAUAUCCCAAAGACGAAAUUCCGUUGCCGAAUUAUCGGCAAAAUCAGUACUCAUGGCAGAUGAUAAUGCAGUGAAUCGAAAAAUACUGGUGAACAUGUUGAAAAUUAUUGGAUUCAAAGAUAUUGACACUGCAAAUGAUGGAUUGGAUUGUUUCAACAAAUUCAAAAAGAAGGAAUAUUCUUUGGUUUUAUUGGAUUGUUUCAUGCCUGUCAUGACAGGAAGAGAAUCAUGUGAAAUGAUUCGAAAUUUUGAAAAACAACGAGAGAAUGGUGAAAAACGAGUUCCAAUUUUCGCCAUCACUGCCAACACAUGGGAAACGAAAGAACAACUUUUAUCUCAAGGCUUUGAUGAUGUUUUAUACAAACCCAUCUCACUGAACGAUUUAAAAAAUAGAAUUAUGGAAAUGAUAUCAUAG